ACGAAAUCAUCAUCAUCAUCCCAAAAAGCCCCCGUUGGUGAAUCUAAGUGCUCAAAUGGAGGUAAGUAUGUCUCUCAACGCGUUAACUCGGCUUCCACUGAAGAACACGGGAAGACUCGAAGAGUUCGGUUUAGCUAGACAUUCACUGUUCACCUCGAGAACGCCAUGCCUGGAGAGGGCGCAGCGGAGGAAGGCUUUAGUGGUGGAGGCGAAGGGGAAGAAAGGUAUGGCGGCGCGUCAGUAUCAACGUACGCCUCCUCCUAUGCCUAAGAUUGAAGAUGACGGAAACCCUAGAUUCGUUAUCUUUAUUCGUAUGGCCAAUGUAUAUCUUUGGUAUCCACUAAGUAUAAUUGCUGGUGGUACAACUGCUAAGAUCAUGGUUGCUGCUAAAGAUAACCUCUUGGGGAAGUAUAUCUACAAAGACACCAUUGCAAGAAACAUAGCUGCUGUUAUUUACAGAGAUGAGAAGGAGAUACAAAAGACAGCAAUUAAGCAGCAUCGUGUCUUGCGGACUGCCACUGAGUUUCGAUAUGGCUACAAACUUGUUGAAAAUGGAAAUAUGAGAGCUGCACUGAGUACCUCAGAUGUUAUCGAGCUCCCAACCCAGGACCAGCUUAAAACAGUAUUCGACAAAGUGAAAGACUUUUUUGGGGAUGCAAAAGAGUCAUUCGGAAAGAUAUCAUCACUAAAUCCUGGGACAGAUGAAGAAACUGAAGGAAGCCCUGAUGACAAAGCCAAGUAAGUUUACAGUAUAAACAGGGUCCAAGGCUGAACGAUUGACACUUGGUGGGGUGAUUCCUAAUGUCUCUCUCAACCGUGUUGAUAUGGAUGCAGAAAUUCACUGGAUAGGACGAGAUGCCCACUAUUUUGUGCACAUUUUUUCUUUAUAUACCUCUCAGAGAAACAGUUCUCUUGUAACAUAUGAACUUAUUGUGUCUGUAGAUUUGUUGAAAGAAAGAGGUGUUUGGUUACAACUUUGCGAGUUCAUCGUUUCUUAGUCGUUGUUGAUAGUACUUAGAAAACUG
Molecule: messenger RNA, 1025 nt
Organism: Brassica rapa (field mustard)
Lineage: Eukaryota; Viridiplantae; Streptophyta; Magnoliopsida; Brassicales; Brassicaceae
Product: protein HHL1, chloroplastic
Source: RefSeq, a predicted model, not a curated record